This is a messenger RNA of Penicillium brevicompactum, 441 nucleotides long. RefSeq lists its product as uncharacterized. Bases 1 to 441 code for a protein of 146 amino acids. The record is from RefSeq and is a predicted model, not a curated record. Lineage: Eukaryota; Fungi; Ascomycota; Eurotiomycetes; Eurotiales; Aspergillaceae. The transcript has a single exon.
AUGGACUACAACCUCUCAAUAGAGGUCUUUGGACCCGGCACCAACCCCAACUUCCGAUCUCACUGGGGCUUUAUGAUCAACAAGCCCGGCAACCUGGAAUUCGGCGAUCUGCUGCAGGUCGAGGUCAUCGACGCGAACAAGCUGUGGUACGGAUUUGCCCCACGCUAUGCAACGAAGAUCAUCGAUAAAGCUGCAGUGGGAAUGUGCAAAAUUACAAACCUGACGUCCGAGCAACGACGCCAAGCCAUCACAAUUAUUGAAAAGGAGCCUGCUCCGAGGAAUGGAAUUGGGAGGUGUCAAGAUUGGAUGUUCGAUGCUCUCAUCUCGCUGGAGAUCGAAGAGCUUGUUCCGCCAGGGACUUCUGAGUUUUGGAAGGGAAUGGUUGGGAGAUCGGCCCAGGAGGUCGCUGCAGCGUGUGGAAAUCAGUGGACGGCCUUUUGA